This is a messenger RNA of Prorocentrum cordatum, 2192 nucleotides long. The record is from the annotation of a GenBank genome assembly. NCBI's taxonomy places the organism in Eukaryota, Dinophyceae, Prorocentrales, Prorocentraceae.
GCCCGAUCCGCAAGCGCGACUGGGCCACGCUGGCCCAGAAGUGGCUCAAGCAAUGCCAAGUCAUGCUCCACACGGACGGCGCCCGCUCCUACAAGCUGCGCGUUGACGGCGCGGCCCGCGACUGGGUCGCCCACAUGAAGAAGCGCGUGAAGGUGAACGGCAAGCACGCGCGGCUGAAGACACACUUCACGAAGGUCAGGGAUGACGGCGUCGCUGACAAUGGAAGCCCCGACAAGCAAAAGCGAAUAUGGGUGAAGUGCGGGGCCCAGGUCAUUGACCGCGCGCGGGGCGGCUUGAGGCGCCAUUUUGGCCCCGGCCGCAAGGUGAACUCCCGCGCGCUGGCAAACAAGGCGAGGUCCUUCCAGCGGUGCAACUGGGGCAAGGGCGAGGACCUCUGGACGCAGACGGGCAAGAUGCUGACCGCCCUGUUCUCGCAGCGGCACGCUGAGAGGUCGCUAGCCGCGUUCGCCCGUGAUCUCGCGCGCUUCCACCGGGCAGCUUGGCCCGCGAUGCCGAAUGCGCACCCGGCGGAGGCCGCGAACUUGCCAGCUUGCGGCGCGAAGUCGCUCAGGGCGUGGCUGGAAGAGGAAAGGCGCGCCAACGACACCAUGGUUGCUGCGUGGAACAAUGCGAAAACCAUGCCCGUUCUUGAAGUGCUGGCGAAGCCCGACGUGGUAGGCGAGGUGGGCAAGAAGGGCGCCGCGACCGCCUGGGACCCCCCUAUCAAGCAGUGGAGGUAUUGCGCGAAAAGCCGCACCAGGGGCUUCGUCGACGUCGCGACGAACUGCGGCGACCUCUCGAACGUCGAUUGGGGGGCUGUCAAAGAGGCCGUGAGCGAGGGCAGGUGCAGCGACUUGCCGCCGCCCCUCGGCAUCUCCUAUGCGGGCCACAAAGAAGUCUCCUGCGUGAUGAGCCUGCGCGUGUCCAAGUCCACGCCUGUCGACGCUGGCGAGGCCGCGGAGAGGACGGCCGCCCAUGACAGGACUUGGGGGCUCGCGCAGACGGAAGCGCCCCGCGGGAACCUCGACGGCCAGAAGCUGUUGUGGGUGGAGCAUCAGCACGUGGACCCAGAAUUCCCGAUUCACGACAUGAAGCGGGAGUUCGUGAACAACUGCCUAGAACUAACUGCUGACCGCGACCACUUCGCCACCAAAGAAGAUUAUCACCCGCUGUUGAAGCCUGGCAUCCGCAAGGAGUACAUGCCCACCGCGAGCAGAAUCUUGGCGACGAUGAUGGGCAACGCUGCGCUUGCGAUCGGCGAGGCGGGCUGCGCCAUGGUCGGCGAGAUCUGGGCGCCAUGCAUCUUCGAUGACGGCGACCUCGCAGACCAGCGGCCGCGCGACCUCAAGGCUUUCUCGACCCCGCGCAGGCCCGCUGGCAACAACUCGCCCGUCGAGAAGUUGCCCUUCAUGGGUGGCUAUAUCAAGCCCGAAGCAGGACAGAUCCUCGCGCGGCUCCUCAGGCACAAGGUGCGCCGCGACCGUGAGGAGCACGACGGGCCCCUCGCCUUCGAGAUGAAAGGUGUUCUCACGCCCAUGACCGAGUCGCGCGCCGCAGCAGUGGGCGCGCGCGACGACGGGGGGAGCGGCGGCGCCGCCGCCGCCGCAGAGGGCAGCGCAACGGAGCACGCUCCAGGCGGCGUCGAGGCAGCGCCCGCUGGCGAAGAGACGUUCGCCCACGACGGCGCCGCUGACGCUGGGGCCGACGACGCUGUCGAGGAGGAUGCGUUCGGCUUCGGCGGCGGCUUGGACGCGCCCGCGCCGACGCCCCCCAGAGAGCUGACGAAUGCGCGGGGCGCCCGCGUGACCGAGCUCAUCAGUGCCGAAGCGAACGCGGGCACCGUGGUGCCGCGGCAGUUGCCACACGGCAAGCUCUCGGACGAGGACCAUGAGGAGCAGGUGGCGAUCUUCCCCGGCUUCGCCGAGGUCCAUAACGGCACGCGCGUGGACCUGCUCACCCCGCCGACGAAGACCAAAAAGACCACCUUGACCUGCAACGAGCCGCUCUCCCCAAUCGACUACCAGGAGCAACGGCUGAUUGUUGCAUCGAUGACUGCUCCGGCGCACGGGGGAACCAUCGCCGUUGACGAAGCAGAGUUGGACCUCGAGGCCGAGAUGGGGGCGAUGCUCGAUGCCAGCGCGGCGGACGUUGGCGAGGGCGCGGUCGCGCAGCCUUCAGUCCAGUUGGACUGA